Messenger RNA from Trametes versicolor FP-101664 SS1, 4288 nucleotides. RefSeq lists its product as uncharacterized. Bases 158 to 4186 code for a protein of 1342 amino acids. The transcript has 31 exons. The record is from RefSeq and is a predicted model, not a curated record. Lineage: Eukaryota; Fungi; Basidiomycota; Agaricomycetes; Polyporales; Polyporaceae.
CCAUGAUGCUGAACAGCGUUCGGCCUCUGCACCCCCGCAGGUUCCCCCCGGAUCCGCCGCCCAGCGCCGACCUGUCGAGGGGGAUCUGCGCCAACGUCUGUUAAGUAGCUCCGUCGCAGACAGCAUAGGCAUCCCAGAUACACCCCCUCUCGACCUCAUGCCUCAGCUCCAGCGCUCAGGGCCCUCCAUCGUGAAGACGCGCACCGGUAGCGUCCUCUCGCGUGGAUUCAUCCUUAAGACCGAUCACUACCCUUCAGGUCGAGCCCUCGAUCUUGACAUAAAUGUCCAUGGUGCUCCCAACUUCCGGGCGCCCAGACAAGGCAGUCUGAAUGUCUACGGUGUGGCCCAGCCACGUACCCAAGGCCUGCGGGCCAUUCUAUCGGUAUUACGAUGCCGUCCUAAGAUACCCAAUUCAACCCGAGUAGUUUGGUUCUGCACCCGUGAAGAGCCGCUAGUGUAUAUUUCCGGACGUCCCUUCGUUCUCCGAGAUUCCUCAGAACCCCGAACAGCGCUGAAGCUGUCUGACCGUGCGGAAAAUCUCGAAGACAUCGAGUGUCGACUCAAGAACGACAUCCUUGCUGAAGGUAACAAGUACGGAGGCUUGGUGCUGACGCAUAACGAAGUUGCCUCGGACGCUAGCGAAGGAGAAGGAGCUAUUCUACCAACAUGGACUGCUGUCGACACAGGCAACGUCAGAACGCAGCGCGAGCUUAUGGAGAAUAUGCGCAAGGACGGCUGGAACGUUGAGUACCACCGAAUCCCGAUUUCCCCAGACCGACCAAUCGAGGACAGCUACCUUGAUGCGUACCUCCGCGUCAUCAAGGAGACCGACCCUCUCUCCACGGCAUUGGUGUUCAAUUGCGGCAUGGGAGCUGUGCGUACUACGUUCGCUAUGGUUGCUGCGUGCAUCGUUCGUAGGAAGCAACUGCUUGACCGCGGACUAGAAGACCCGUAUGCCACGAGGUCCAUAGGCUCACGAUCCGGUAUCAGCACUCCAUCUGGCCUAGCACAAGCUCCGACGAACGCAAAGAUUUUGCAGGCGUUCGAGCAAGCCAGCGCCCAGCAAGACAUGAAUCGCUCACUACUCCGAAUUACUCAUAUCCUCCAGCAACAACUCGACACUAAAAACUCUCAAUCAGCCAUCGAGCUGCUACUUACCCACUCAUCCCUCUUGGAGGCACUCCGGAAAGCAUAUAUGGGCAACUACGGCGUUAUACUGAGUCUGCUCGGCUGCUUGGAGCACGGCGUCAAGGCGAAGAAGCUCGUCGACAAGGUCAUCGACGUCUGCGACCAUGUGGUUAACUUGAGAGAGGACAUCUUCACGAACAGAAUCAAGUACUCGCUUACAGCAGCUGCGGACAACAAGGAACGUGAGAAGUACUUGAACAAAGCUGUCAAGUCUCUCGAGAAAUACUUCUUCGCGAUCGCCUUUGCCAACUACGUGGAGUUGGCUGACGACUUCAAACAAAGUUUUGCGGAUUGGCUGAAGCCAAGAACUGAGAUUUGGACCCAAGUCACCUUCCUACGAAAGUCCCAUGGGUCGAGGCUAAACGUCUUUUCACCCGUCAACGAUCUUUCUGCACUCUCGAAGACGGGUGCAGCUGACCGUGCUCUGCUACCUGGUCAGCAAGGAGAUCUCACAAUCGCCGGUGGCCAGAUCCUGGGGGACGAGUAUUCCGACCACGUCGUGAAGAAUCGUAGCGGUAUCAUCCUCCGAGAGGGCACAUUGCUGAAGUCCGAUCAAUGGCUCAGCCGUUCCAGCCAUGUCGCCCACGGCGUACGGGGUGCUAUCAACUUCCGCAACAUCCCCGGCACGAACAUUUACGCCCUUGGUCAACCGACGCUGGAAGCUAUCGACGAAGUCGUGCGUAGGGUACAGGCCGAGAACCCAGAGGCAUCGCGCAUCAUGUGGAUCACUCUUCGUGAGGAACCUAUUGUGUAUGUCAACGGCGCGCCUUACUGCUUGAGGCGAGAGCGGUUCUCGUUGCGCAACAUGAAAGACUACGGUGGUAUAUCGGCCACACGUCUCGAGAUGCUUGAGGAGAGGUUCCGCGACGACGUCGUGAACGAAGUGAACGCCUUCGGCGGACGUCUGCUUUUGCAUACCGAGACUCCCGACGGCUCUGUCGUCCCCAUCUGGGAAGAGAUCGACAGCGAGAACAUCAUGGUCCUGAAGGACGUCAUGGCGGAGCGCAGGCACGUUGCGGAAGGUGUCGAGCUUGGAUAUGCGCGUAUACCUAUCACCGCAGAACGGCCUCCAGACUUCUCCGACUUGAGCGAGCUCAUCGAGGUCAUGAUUCGAUGCAACACUUCUGAAACCCCGAUCAUCAUCAACUGUCAACUGGGUCGUGGCCGGAGUACGCUUACUGCGGUCAUUCUUUUGCUCAUCAAGCAGUGGCUUGCAAGAGCAACUCGUCUCAGAGAUCCAUCGACUCCCAGGCCACUUAUCAGAUCGCUGACGACCUCGUCAAUGACGGAGGACUUCGUCCCUCGCCACACUCCGCGCCACUCCUACCAGAUCAUCAACAACCUCCUACGCGUCAUCCGCAAGGGCCACAGGGUCAAGCAGGCAGUAGACGACGCCAUCGACCAGUGUUCAGAAGUCUUUAACCUCCGGGACUCCAUCGAAGAGGCCCGCGCCCGGGCAGAGCAGGCGACGGAUGAGCAGCAGCGCCGCACGUCCGCGCACCGCAGCCUGCAGAACCUCCGGCGGUACUUCGAGCUCAUCAUCUUCCAGUCGUACCUGCAGUCGAUCGAGCCGGAUACGAUGCAGACGCACGAGUCGUUCGAGUCGUUCGUCAAAGACCGUCCUGUGAUCAAGACGUUUGAGAAGGAGCUCAUGUCCGAGAACCUAAACACACUGAAGCCACUCGAGCGUGUCGAUGUCGCGGACGGCGUGCCGCAGCCGGACGAGGUACGGCAGGUGGUCGCGAACCGCUCCGGUAGCAUCCUCUCCGCGUCCACCAUCCUCAAGAGCGACUUCUUCUCGAACCUGCAGAAGAUGAGUCUGCCUGAGCGGAUCGAGGGCUCACCGAACUUCCGGAGGGCACCGCUCGCAUUGCGAUUGGUGUCGUCGCCUGCAUCGCCGGGGUCGGAGUCGGACGGAAUUGAUUUCGUGGCCGCUCAGGCGGACAAGUGGGUGUGCGGCAGUGGCAUGCCAACUGUGGAAGGCUUGAGGAGAGCAUUGCACCGAGUGAAUGCGCACCCGGAGGGCAACAACUGGGUGUACUGGACGUCGCUCCGAGAGGAACCGGUGAUCUACGUUGCUGGCCGCCCGCACGUUCUCCGUCUCCUGAACAAGCCGCUAGAAAAUGUCGAAGCGACCGGUGUCACCACAGCGAUGGUGGAAGGGAUGGAAGAGAGCCUGAAGCGCGACAUCCUGUACGAAGUGCGCGAGGGCGAGGGCCGCAUCCUGCUGCACGACGAGGUCGAGGAGCGGCCCGGCGUGUUCUCGAUCAUCCCGAUCUGGGAGACCGUCGAAGAGGCAGACAUUAUGACGCCGCGGGACGUGUACAACCUCAUGGUCAAGGACGGGUACAAGGUGGACUAUGACCGGGUGGCGGUGACCGACGAACAGGCCCCGCUGCCGGGUGCGCUCAUGCAGCUGCUCACGCGGGUGCGCUCCGGGCUCCAGAGCGGGCACGCCGCGGACUUCGUGUUCAACUGCCAGAUGGGCCGCGGGCGCACGACGACGGGCAUGGUCACCGCAUGCCUCAUCGCGACGACCACGACCUGGGAGCACGAGCGCGAGGCCGCGCUGCAGGACGACGAGCAGAACGCGAACGCGUUCGAGACAUACGACUCCAUUGAUGGCCCAUCAGAGGAGGAGGCGUACUUGCAGGGCGAGUAUAAGGUCAUCCUGCAACUCGUCAGCGUGCUCUCGCACGGGAAGCUGGCGAAGCGCCUGACGGAUCGGGCGAUUGACCAGAUGCAGGAUGUGCAGAACUUGCGCAAGGCCAUCUACGACUACAAGCUGAAGGUCGAUGCCUGCGAGAAGGGCAGUGCAAAGCAGCGCAAGCUGAUGGACAUCGGCGUGAACUACCUGUACCGCUACGGGACGCUCAUCGUAUUUGCAAACUACCUGGUCGAGACGCGGGAGGCCAAGUCGGACGAGGUGAGCUUCCCUGCGUGGUUGCAGGAGCGACGGGAGAUUACGAUGCUUCUUGGGCGGCGGUCGCUGGACUGAGGGUGCGAUAUUUGAGUGUAAGAUCUAGCUACGAUAUCUUGUGUCUUGCUUGCCCUGUCUUGUCUUUCGGUAACAUACAAUGAUGGCCAAAAGUAUCUCCCC